Molecule: messenger RNA, 1533 nt
Organism: Syngnathus typhle (broad-nosed pipefish)
Lineage: Eukaryota; Metazoa; Chordata; Actinopteri; Syngnathiformes; Syngnathidae
Gene: jpt1a
Product: Jupiter microtubule associated homolog 1a
Exons: 5
Coding region: 140-586 (148 amino acids)
Cellular component (GO): nucleus
Source: RefSeq, a predicted model, not a curated record
UUGUGUUCGCGCCGCACUGAGGUCGGAAGCAGGUUGAUCGAAGCCGCACCGCUUUAGCCAGACAAAGAUGAGGCGGUGAAAUAUAAAAUACUUCAAACUUGCGUCUAUUCCGAACUGUUUUAUUGCCAUUUCUGUAAAAAUGACGACCACGACGACAUAUCAAGGGAUGGAGCCUAAUGCUAAAAACAGCUCCAGGGUUUUGCGUCCUCCCGGCGGCUCCUCCAACAUUUCGUUCGGCUCAGACGAGAGCAAAACUCCCGCUCGCAAAGACAAGAUGGCCUCCAGCGUUUUUGCCGAGCCAGAAGACCCUUACGCUAAUCGAAGGAAUAAUCCGCCAGGUGGGAAGCCGACCGGCGUCCUGUGUGGCGAGUCGUCAGCCCCUCUUAGGAGAGGCGGAGUCAACUCAGCAGAUGCCCCCUUGUUGGAGGGAGACACGCCUGUAUGUGACAAUGGCAGUGACGCUGCUGACCCGGUGGUUGCUCCCCAACGUCAGGAUGAUGCCCCCCCAGCUGAGGAUCCUGCAACUGAACCACCCUCCGGACGUCGGAAUCCCCCGGGAGGAAAGUCCAGCCUGAUCUUGGGUUGAGUCGCUUCCAAAACAGCCCGGCGUCACUCCUUCCCUCCCUGAUUCCUCUUUUCGAAAUAUCUCAAACUGGUACUUCAGACCUGCUCUUCGGUGUCUCCCUCGUGCCAGUUCUCUUCCAAAUCUCAAUUGCUUUGGUUUGGUACCUCCUUGUCGGAACCAUUCUUUCUACUGUUCUUAUUUAUUUUGACAGAAGCACUUUAUGUCGUUCAAGAAACUGCAAGGAUCUCGAAAGAAACCUUUCACUUUCGAAUUUAGUUCUGAACCGCCCCGCAUGCCCGUUUGGUCCUAACCAGAAUCGCAAGUUACGAGACACUCCCUGUUGACAGUUUUUAAAUUCUUUUUUUUCUGUGAUAAGAACAUGUUGUUGUUGUAUUGUGACUGCAUGGGAAGUUGAACCUUUUUACUCGAUGUAAAGAAACAACAUAAGAACAUGGGAAAAUUCUCAAUUCUGCCUUUUUGUAUCGUAGUGGCAAAGCUCGUAAUGUUUUAAUCGCUCCUGUUCACUCUGAAGCAAAGCGUGCCUCUUUUGCGUUGGAAAACUCCGUCAAAGUCGGAUUGUCUGCUUGCAUGUAAAGCGGUGACACAGUUACAUUGCGUUACAUUGCAAAGUCAGCAGAAUGUUGUUGGGCCUGAUGUUAAACAACAUUUCCUACAUUUGACAAGUGACCUUAUGACACAGCUCGGCCUAUGUUUGUUAUUGUUAUGUAUAUACUAUGUUCAUUAUUACACUGCUUGUAUGGGUUAAAAAAAAAAAAAAACACUUCAAACAGCCAAAUUGUUGUGUGACGUUCCACUGUCGUUACAAAUACUUCCCUGUGGCAUACUGAACUGUUUUUUUUUUUAUGUUUGGUUACAUUUAUUGUCCUGAUGCUGGAUGUUGAAGUCGCUUAGGGUUUGAAGAAAUGGCACAAGUGGAAAAUUGGCAUUAAAAAUUAAUUCAGAUCUUG